AUGCUCGAAUGCGACGAUAACGCCUAUCCAACAUGGAGGAUGAGACGUGGCGGAAGCACCGGUUUGCUUGUUGUUGUUGUUUUGGACAUCGUGACAGCCUGGAACUCCGCACUCCCCGCGCAAGAACGGUGUCUCAUCAAGUACGACUUCGAAGAACUCGAUGGCAUUGGGUGCGGACGUGUCUUCAACAACGCCGCGAGUCUCCACAUCCAGGCGCUGGAUACCAACGCUUACAGCAUUUGGGACGGCCCGAACAUCGCCUACCUGACCUCCGAGUUUGGAUUCCUUUCGACCAUGCAAUCCGAAUUCCUUUCGACCAUGCAAUCCGACCUGCGUGGCAUUGACAGUGAUAAGAUGCGCAGAUAUCAUCCGAAUGCGCCAAAGGAUAUGUCUCAAUGGUCGGCCUUGAGCGCUGAUCUCGCGUUCCUCGCUGGGCCGCUCCAAGUCAUCGGCUCGGAAUAUACCGAGCUAGAUGGGACCGAGCACAUUGACCGCAGCACGGGAUAUAACGGAGAGAUGGCAUUCCCAUUGCUAUUAUCAGCUGUCCCUGAGUUGGACGACCCAUCCGACGCGGUAGCCUGCAACGCUCUUCUCGCUCGGCUGCAGGUUUCAGAACACCUUCGCGGAUACUACGGAAUCAGAAGGAUCUCGUUAGCAGAUGAAGACGCGGUCAUGGCGUUUCUCGUCAGGCUGUUCGAAUGGGAUAGACGAUUCUUCCGCGGGUGGUUCAGUCUCGAAAACGAUGCGCAAAGACAGACCUUAAUGAGACUGCAUCAGGCGCUGAAAGACGACAAUAUUGUCGAGCUGAUCGAUGAGGGGAACGACGGGCCGGAAUGUGGUGGGGUGGAUGAUGUUCCAGAAUUUGCAUGA
Fimicolochytrium jonesii is the source of this 870-nucleotide messenger RNA. RefSeq lists its product as uncharacterized. The transcript is spliced from 3 exons. Lineage: Eukaryota; Fungi; Chytridiomycota; Chytridiomycetes; Spizellomycetales; Powellomycetaceae. The record is from RefSeq and is a predicted model, not a curated record. Bases 1 to 870 code for a protein of 289 amino acids.